UUUCGAGGGAAGGCGCUGUACACACAUCAAUCCCGAUGCACACAGAAGGUCAAACCUGAGGCUGAGCCGUGUGAGUCGUGACUCGUGAGCUGGCUUGCAUUCAACUUCGCAAUUCUUUUGCCUUUCUUUUGCGUCAAGACUCAGAGGGGGCAGCUGCUGGACUCGGAGCCUUUGAGCCUUCAGUUGGGGGCAAUUGGAGUCAAUUGAAGCGUGAAAGGCCCAAGCAAGGAGUUGCCAAUGGCGUCCUGCAUCGCAAACAGGGCAGCGUCCUUCUUUACCCCCUCUGCGAUCCGCGCGCCACCCCAAUCGAACACCUGCAAUGCAGUGCUGCUCUUCACACCCUCGUACAUCUACAGCCGAGCUGUCUACUUGUCUAGGUCACCGGUGUUGCUAAACACAUACCCUGCUCAUCUAGAAAAGUCUUGGCUUGGAUCAAAAGCCAGCACAUUUGCAAUGAAUCCGCUGCCUUCAGUUGGCAGUAUCAUGUCAACAAGCCAUGGCAUUCUAGAGGCGCCUUCCCUGUGCCGCAGAGCCUCCUUGCACUGUAAAGCUUCUGGGAGCGGUAUCGUUGAAGAAGUGAAGAAAAAGAAUGAAGAGAACCCUGUGAUAGUCUACUCGAAGUCAUGGUGUCCGUACUGCUCUCAAGUGAAGGGCCUUUUCAGGCAAUUGGGGGUGCCUGCGAAAGUGAUCGAACUAGACGAAAUCAAUGAAGAGGAGGAGGUACAGGAUGCUCUCUACGAGCUCACGCGCCAGGCAACAGUUCCGAACGUGUUCAUUGGGGGAAAGCAUAUUGGUGGCUGUGAUGAUACGAUGGCUUUGAAAAGAAGCGGUAAGCUCUUUGAGUUGCUCGCGGACGCGGGCAUAAACGUGACGUCAAAAUAAUCCUGCAAGUCCUGUGUUAAUGAAUAAGGCCUACUGCAAAGUAGAAGAAAGCUCCCAAAGCUCGUCAAGUAGAGGGACGGAACUCGUAGACGAAUUGCUUCAAGUCAAGUACGGCAAAAGAGUGCUCUGCAUCUUAGGACUACUGUGUUUGACCUGGGCCGCCAACAGUGAUCGAUGUUGAUAAAAGCCGGGGCCCAGUAACAGCGGCAUACUAAUGCUUGCAACUGUACUAAACUUCAAAACUAAGGAUUUUUUGACGUGGUUGAAAUGGCCGUACGGUAUGCUCCACCGGGUUUUAGGGUCAGUUUGCCUGGCCCGCAUCGCGUUUCUAGGCCACCUAGUGAUCCUUUGUCACGUUGACACACAGCGUACUAGACACCGUCAAUCUCAAUCUCGGUUUGGCUUUGAUCUUAGUCUGGCUUUAAUCAAUGAUUAAGUUGCAUGUGGACAUAGCCGG
Molecule: messenger RNA, 1339 nt
Organism: Klebsormidium nitens
Lineage: Eukaryota; Viridiplantae; Streptophyta; Klebsormidiophyceae; Klebsormidiales; Klebsormidiaceae
Source: the annotation of a GenBank genome assembly